Molecule: messenger RNA, 4364 nt
Organism: Otolemur garnettii (small-eared galago)
Lineage: Eukaryota; Metazoa; Chordata; Mammalia; Primates; Galagidae
Gene: LRPPRC
Product: leucine rich pentatricopeptide repeat containing
Exons: 38
Coding region: 23-4204 (1393 amino acids)
Molecular function (GO): protein binding
Source: RefSeq, a predicted model, not a curated record
CUGCAGUGGGGACAUCUGAGCCAUGGCAGCCCUGCUGAGACCCGCCCGCUGGCUCCUCCGGGCCGGGGCUGCCCCGCGCCUCCCGCUGUCGCUGCGCCUCCUCACGAGCGGUCCAGGCUGGCCGCACGCAGGUGUUUGUCUGCCUGCGCCAGCCCGGCCGGUCUCCGGAGGGCUACUACACCCAGCCAGGCUGUAUGCUAUUGCUGCUGAAAAAAAGAAAGAUAUUCGAGAGGAGCCCACUUCUUUUAAAAGGGCUGUCAGUCCAUUUGAUUGGGCUCUAAUGAGACUAGAUAAUUCUGUCCGAAGAACUGGUCGCAUUCCAAAGACUCUUCUACAGAAAGUUUUUGAUAGCACGUGCCGCUCAGGUAGCCCAGGUGGUAAUCAAGCCUUGCUUUUGCUACGUAGCUGUGGUUCUCUCCUGCCUGAACUAACGCUCACAGAGAGAACAGAAUUUGCUCAUCGAAUAUGGGACAAACUUCAGAAAUUGGGUACAGUGUAUGAUGUGAGUCACUACAAUGCUUUACUAAAAGUCUACCUUCAAAACGAACAUAAAUUCUCACCUACUGAUUUCCUGGCAAAAAUGGAGGAAGCAAACAUUCAACCAAAUCGAGUGACAUACCAGAGGUUGAUUGCUGCUUAUUGUAAUGGAGGAGAUAUUGAAGGUGCCAGCAAGAUUCUUGGAUUUAUGAAAACUAAGGAUCUUCCGAUCACAGAGACGGUGUUCAGUGCCCUUAUUACAGGCCAUGCAAGAGCUGGAGAUAUGGAGAAUGCACAGAAUAUUCUCACAGUGAUGAAAGAGACUGGAAUUGAGCCUGGUCCAGACACAUACCUGUCAUUACUGCAUGCAUAUGCUGAAAAGGGCGACAUUGACCAUGUCAAGCAGACACUCAAGAAGGUGGAGGAGUCCGAGCUUUACCUUAUGGACCGUGAUUUAUUACAAAUUAUCUUUAGCUUCAGUAAAGCUGGGUAUCCUCAACAUGCCUCAGAAAUUUUGGAAAAAAUUGGGUACGAAAGAAGAUAUAUUCCAGAUGCAAUGAAUCUCAUUUUGCUUUUAGUUACUGAAAAGUUGGAAGAUACAGCCUUGCAAAUUUUACUCGCAUGUCCUCUAUCCAAGGAAGAUGGUUUGAGUGACUUUGGCAGUUUCUUUUUACAACACUGUGUGACUAUGAACGUGCCUAUGGAGAAGCUGAUACACUACUGUAAGAAGUUAAAGGAAGCCCAGAUGCACUCGUCUCCUUUGCAGUUCACCCUCCUUUGUGCUCUGCAGGCCAAUAAAGCUGAUUUGGCAAAAGUUCUAAUGAAGACUAUGAAGGAAGAAGGGUCUCCUGUCAGAAUUCACUAUUUUUGGCCAUUGCUAGUUAAGCAUCAGAAGAAGAAAAACAUUCAAGGAAUAAUUGAAGUCCUCAAAGGAAUGCAUGAAUUGGGAAUAGAUCCUGAUCAGGAGACUUAUGUAAAUUAUGUGUUUCCAUCCUUUGACAGUGUGAAGUCGGUCCAUACUGCUUUGCAGGAAAAUGGAUGUCUUCCUAAAGAUGAUACGCUUACUCAAGCUGAGCUGAAAAGUGAAGCAGUAAAUGGGAACUUAGACUAUAUUUUAUCAGUUUUGGAAUCAAAUACAUUGUCUUUCUCAUUAAAUUCUUUUAGAACCAGCCUAAUUCAAGGCUUUAAGAGGUCUAUGAAUAUAAAUCUUUGGAGCAAGAUAACAGAAUUGUUGUACAAGGAUGGACGAUAUUGCCAGGAACCUACAGGACCAUCGGAAGCUGUUGGCUAUUUUCUUUAUAACUUGAUUGACAGCAUGAGUGACUCAGAGGUACAGGCCAAGGAGGAGCAUUUGAGACAAUACUUCCAUCAGCUGAAGGAGAUGAAUGUGAAAAUUCCUGAAAAUAUCUACAGAGGCAUUCGCAAUCUACUGGAUAGCUACCACGUUCCUGAAUUAAUUAAGGAUGUUUAUGUGUUGGUUGAAAGAGAGAAGAUAGACUCUCGAAAAACUGUGCAACUCAAAUCAUCUGAUUUGGAGUCUACACUUGAAAAACUAAAAGCUGAAAAUCAACCUAUAGGAGAUGUCCUAAAGCAACUCAUAUUAGUGCUUUGUUCAGAAGAGAAUAUGCAAAAAGCCCUUGAAUUGAAAGCAAAAUAUGCAUCUGACAUGGUUUUUGGUGGCUAUGCAGCUUUAAUAAAUUUGUGUUGUCGACACAGUAAUGCAGAAGAAGCAUUGAACUUGAAACAAGAAUUAGACCGUUUAGAUUCAUCUGCUGUCCUUCACACCAGGACGUAUGUAGAGCUCGUAAAAGUAUUGGGAAAGCAUGGCAAACUCCAAGAUGCUAUUAACAUUCUAAAGGAGAUGAAAGAGAAGGAUGUUCUUAUCAAAGAUACAACAGUCACGGCCUUUUUCCACGUCCUAAAUGGUGCAGCUUUCAGAGGUGAAACUGAAACAGUAAAACAAUUGCAUGAAGCCAUGGUGACUCUAGGGUUAGCAAAACCAUCCACCAACCUAAGUUCCCCAUUGAUCACUGUAUACCUGGAAAAGGGUGACAUACCUGGUGCUCUUGAAGCCAUCAUUGACUGCCAUGCAAAGUAUAAAAUACUGCCAAGGAUUCAUGAUGUUUUAUGUAAACUGGUAGAGAAAGGAGAGACUGAGCUAAUUCAGAAAGCAAUGGACUUUGUGAGCCACGAACAAGGUGAAAUGAUGAUGCUCUAUGAUCUCUUCUUUGCCUUCCUACAAACAGGAAAUUAUAAAGAGGCCAAGAAGAUCAUUGAGACUCCGGGCAUUAGAGCUCGACCUUCACGACUUCAGUGGUUUUGUGACAAAUGCAUCACAAGUAAUCAGGUUGAAACUCUGGAGAAAUUAGUAGAACUAACAGAGAAGCUAUUUGAAUGUGAUAGAGACCAGUUGUACUACAGUCUGCUGAAACUCUAUAAAAUAAAUGGUGACUGGCAAAGAGCUGAUGCUGUCUGGAAUAAAAUGCAAGAAGAAAAUGUUAUUCCUCGUGAGAAGACACUAAGAUUAUUAGCGGAAAUCCUAAGAAGUAGUAAUCAGGAAGUUCCAUUUGAUGUACCUGAGUUAUGGUAUGAAGAUGAAACAAGUGUCCAGAAUUUGCCUUCAGCUUUGCCUGUAGAAAAUGAUCUCCAUAAAGAUCUGUUGAAUGCCUGCCAUUGGAAGAGAAACAGAGAUGCAUUUAAUAUUUUCCUGAAAGCAAAAGAGCAAAAUGUUGUGUUUAACCCUAAAACUUACAAAAAUCUCAUAAAAUUACUCUUGUUGAAAGAUUGUCUAUCACAAGCAGAGCAUGUAAAAAAAUUUGCUGAGACCCACAUCAAGGGCUUCACACUGAACGAUGCUGCCAACAGCCUCCUCAUCAUAACGCAAGUUAGGCGGGAUUAUUUGAAAGAGGCUCUAACAACACUUAAAACAGCCUUGGACCUGAAGCAGAUCCCUUCUCGGUUAGCCGUGACCCGCCUUAUCCAGGCCUUGGGCUUGAAGGGUGAUAUAGAAAGCAUAGAAGCAAUUCAGGUGAUGAUAAAUGGACUUGAAAACACAAUUGGACUUUCAGAAAUGGUUUUCAUCAAUAACAUAGCUUUGGCACAAAUAAAGAACAAUAACAUAGAUGUUGCAAUAGAGAACAUUGAAAAUCUGCUUACUUCAGGGAGUCCACCUGUGGAACCCCAGUACUUUGGCUUGGCAUACUUAUUCAAAAAAGUGUUAGAAGAGCAGUUGGAAACAGCAGUUGAAAAGAUAAGCAUCAUGGCAGAGAGACUGGCCAAUCAGUUUGCAAUUUACAAACCUGUCACUGACCUUUUCCUUCAGCUUGUGGAUGCAGGCAAGGUAGACGAUGCCAGAGCUCUCCUACAGAGAUGUGGUGCCAUUGCUGAACAAGUCCCAAUUUUCUUGGUGUUUUUUGUUAGGAAUUCUGGGACAGAAGGAAAGACAGCAACUCUGAGAUCUUUGCUAGAAUUGAUUCCUGAAUUGGCUGAAAAGGAUAUAGUGUAUACCUCCCUCAUGAAAAGCUAUGUCGUGAAUAAAGAUGUCACAUCUGCUAAAGCGCUGUAUGAACAUUUGACUGCAAAGAAUAUGAAAUUGAAUGAUCUGUUUCUAAAGCGUUACGCAGUGUUGCUGAAGGAUGCUGGAGAGCCUCUCCCUUUCACUGAGCCCCCUGAAAGCUUUGCAUAUUAUGCAGAACAGCUAAAAGGAUCGAAGGAAAUCUCUUCAUGAAAUAUGCAGGCACCUUUUUGUUUUCUGUGUAUUGGGAUUGUCUACCUGUUAUUUUUAAAUGUAUUUGAGAGAGAAAAAAUAAAUAAUAAAGAACUUUGUUUAUAUACUUUUGUCACCUGUGUUGAACAUCUUAUUGACAAUAUUUGUGUAUACUUGGUCA